UCGAUUCAACAAAGAACGAAUUAUGUCUGAUUUAAUGGACGCAGGAGAACUCUCUUGCACUGUUAACGUAGAAAGCCUUAACCCUAUCAAUGGUACUGUCACUAGAAGACGAGUCUACAAAAACGUGUCGGUAAUUUGUUGUAGAGACGAGUUUCGCGAUAUCAUCUUGAGAAUUUUGACAAAGAAUUCUCCUCUUGGCAAGACAUAUCGAUUGAGAGAGAUUACAAUCCAUAAACGUUUCCUACAAGAAGGGAAAGCAACGAUUAAACUGGUGACACAGAAUAUACAACUACUUUUAUCUAACUGUCCUCCCAGUAAACUUGCUUUAUUCUUAAAAUGUUUGUCUUCAAAACUUGCCCAGAAAAAAGAAUCUGGUUUCGCCAGUGAAAGAACAAGAAUGCGAAGUGAUUUACCACGGACGUUCGAGAACAUUAGCCCUCUUUCUGAGAAAGAUUUUAAUGUUUGUAAAAAAAGACCGUUUGGAGAUGUAAACCACAAUGGAUCUACUCCUAAACGCUGUAAACGAGAUGAAAAUACGACAGGAGGUCCUCGGAAGAGGCUUCAUUGCGUAUCUUCUACCUUACAAACUAAUCUCACUUCAGAACAGUCGGAGGUUAUAAAAGCAGUCCGCGCGUCUCGUAAUGUCUUCUUUACCGGUAGUGCAGGUACUGGGAAGACUUUUCUUCUUCGCAAACUUCUUGGUAUUUUACCGCCCGAAGGAACCUUCGUGACUGCAAGUACCGGUGCGGCUGCCUGUCAUAUAGGAGGAACAACUCUACAUGCAUUUGCAGGUAUUGGCAGUGGAAGUGCCACCAUUGAGCAGUGCAUUGAUUUGGCUUCUAGACCUGAGAGAUCACGUCAAUGGAAAAACUGUAAGCGCCUUAUCAUUGAUGAAAUAUCAAUGAUUGAUGGUGAUCUUUUUGACAAGCUAGAAGCAGUGGCACGCAGCGUAAGGAAUAAUGACAGACCUUUUGGUGGGAUACAGUUGAUACUCUCAGGAGACUUCUUACAGCUACCACCUGUCUGGAAGAAAGAAGGAAAUAAUAAAAAGUUUUGCUUCCAGGCAGAGAGUUGGCAAGACUGUAUCAGCAAUACUAUCGAACUGACAAGUGUGUUCCGACAAAAAGAUCCUAUGUUUGUAUCCAUUCUGCAGAACAUUAGAGUUGGAAGUUGUCCAGAAAAACUAGUUGCCAAGUUGGUAGAAACAAGAAACCAUACAAUAGAAAAAGAUGGCAUCUUAGCCAYAAAACUGUGUACUCACAAAGAAAAUGUUGAUCAAAUCAAUGAGAUCCACAUGUCUAAGAUCAGUGGUAAAGUGCACACAUUUGCAGCGUGUGACAGUGACCCAGGACAGGCACAUGUGCUGUCUAAACAACUUGCUGCACCUGACAAAAUAGAUCUUAAAGUUGGAGCACAGGUAAUGCUUGUUAAAAAUCUCAAUGUCAGUGAAGGUCUGGUGAAUGGUGCCAGGGGUGUGGUCAAGGGUUUUGAAAAAGGACAUUCUAGCAUUGGAAAUCCUAUCAUUAAGUUCACUUGUGGAGUAGAAAAGGCUAUAGCUGCUGAGAAAUGGGUCGUACAUCUCCCUGGAGGGGGAAUAGUCACCAGGCGUCAACUACCCCUCAAGCUUGCUUGGGCAGUGUCUAUUCACAAGAGCCAGGGUAUGACAUUAGACUGUGUUGAAAUGUCUUUAGCCAAUGUAUUUGAAUAUGGCCAGGCUUAUGUAGCCCUGUCACGUGCACGUAGUCUUCACAGCUUAAGGAUAUUGGACUUUGAUAAGAAAUGUGUAAGGGCACAUCCAGAAGUCUYGAGGUAUUAUGGACGACUACGUAAUGAACAAAAAAGUUUAAGCACAUUUCACAGACUGGGAAAAACAUAUGAUGAAAAGGAAAAUGUAUGCCCUUGAUUGCACCUAUAGUGCAGUCUUCUAUUUAUUGAGUUAGACAAGUAACAUAUAUUAUUUCACUUUCAAUUUGUUUGUAUAUUUUGUUUGACAAGUUAAUUGAUUUUUUAUUUCUUUGGACUUCAAUUUACUCCAACAUUGACAUGAAGAUCAUCUGUAUUAUCUGUAUUUAAGUGCUUAUGAAGUUAUAGUGAUUUUGAGCUGCCAGUAAAAGUUUUUAUUGGUGGCUUGUUGGAAGAAUAUAUUCCAUAUUGGCCACAUUUAGAGGACUCAAAAUCACAAUAAGUUUUGUAUUGCAAUAUUCUCCUAACAUCCAAAGGUAAUUCUGAGCUGACAAUACAGGUUUGGUGGCUCUCUUCUGCUCAAACUUAUAGGAAAAUAGCAAUACUGAAGUUUAAAAUUGAUUUAUAGAGUGGUUUUCACUAACCUGUGAAACAAAAUGUGUUAUUUAGAGAAUUUUAUGGGUUAAUUAUAAUAUAGUUGAAAGAAAGGCCAAAAAUAUUUAAUAUAAAGAUAUUUUAGUUUUAGAAUUUUGAGUACCAUAAUUUUAAAUAUCAAAUAAAAUAAUCCUACCCUAGAUGACUCUAUUUAAUAUAUAAUGUGAAAUUGUAAUACACAAUUGAAUGUUCUAGCAAUAAGCCUUUUUAUAGUUUAAGAA
This is a messenger RNA of Actinia tenebrosa (Australian red waratah sea anemone), 2558 nucleotides long. RefSeq names its product ATP-dependent DNA helicase PIF1. Lineage: Eukaryota; Metazoa; Cnidaria; Anthozoa; Actiniaria; Actiniidae. Gene Ontology annotation, biological process: telomere maintenance; DNA repair. Gene Ontology annotation, molecular function: DNA helicase activity; ATP hydrolysis activity. The record is from RefSeq and is a predicted model, not a curated record.